AUGAUCCACAUGUGUCCCAGUAUGAGAAGGAUCUCAAGGCCUUGUGGGAACCAGCGUCUAAAGUGUGAUGUUAACUUCUGCCACAGGUACCAUAAGCUGGGUACAGGCUUUAACCCCAACACACUGGACAAGCAGAAGGAGAGGCAAAGGGGUUUACCCAAGCAGGUCUUUGAGUCAGAUGAGCUGCCGGACCCCAGCAGCUAUCAGGACGAUCAGGAUGAUCUGAAGCGCAGGUCCAUGUCCAUAGAUGACACUCCUCGGGGUAGUUGGGCUUGCAGUAUAUUUGACCUGAAGAACUCCCAGCCCGAUGCUCUGCUCCCUCACCUGCUGGACCGAGUCCCGAACGAGGAGAUCGACCGGCAUAAUGAGGAGCAACGUAAAGGCAACCGUCACAGAGAGCUUUUCGCUCUGCACCCGGCCCUCGACGAGGUGUUCUAAUGAUUUCACUCUUUACACCUGUUCAC
Molecule: messenger RNA, 464 nt
Organism: Tachysurus fulvidraco (yellow catfish)
Lineage: Eukaryota; Metazoa; Chordata; Actinopteri; Siluriformes; Bagridae
Product: dedicator of cytokinesis protein 7-like
Exons: 3
Coding region: 1-438 (145 amino acids)
Source: RefSeq, a predicted model, not a curated record